Drosophila guanche is the source of this 849-nucleotide messenger RNA. RefSeq lists its product as uncharacterized. The record is from RefSeq and is a predicted model, not a curated record. The transcript has 2 exons. The coding region runs from base 1 to 849 and encodes 282 amino acids. NCBI's taxonomy places the organism in Eukaryota, Metazoa, Arthropoda, Insecta, Diptera, Drosophilidae.
AUGCGUCAAUUCUCCCUCAUCCUCUGCUUCUGCCUCGCCGCAGUGGCCAGCGCCGACAAACUGGGCUACAACUACCAGCCGGUGGCCCACUCACCCUCCGGACUCAGCUUCCAGCCAUCCGGCCUGCCCAGCAAUGAGGCGCCCGCAUUUGCAGCGGGACCCAGCUUCCACAACGAGGCACCUAACUUUGCUCCUGCACUCGCUGCACCGAUCGAUGGUCCCAUUGGAGCCUCUUCUUCGGGUUCCCCCAACUAUGCCGCUCCCCAGGCUGAGCUCGAGAAGGAGUUCUUCACCUACACCGCUGACGAGGGUGACUUCUACGAUCCAGCCGGUUCCGAGCAGGUCUCCAGCUCCCUGAACAAGGCUCUGCGCGUCGUCUUCAUCAAGGGACCCGAGAACCGUGGCCUCGAGAACGCUGCUCUGGCUCUGGCCAAGCAGGCUGCCCAGCAGGAGACCGCCAUCUAUGUCCUCAACAAGCAGGCUGACAUCGGAGAUCUGGCCAACAAGCUGAACUCCAUCCGCAGCAACACCAACAACAAGCCCGAGGUGCACUUCGUCAAGUACCGCACACCCGAGGAUGCGGCCAAUGCCCAGAAGGCCAUUCAGGGACAGUACGAUCAGCUCGGAGGAUCCUCCCAGGCCCAUGAUGGUGGCGUCGCUUCCUCUCUGAACUUCGCAUCGAGCGCGCCAGCUCCAGUUGCCGCUGCCCCAGGCGCUGGCAUCUCUCAGGGCCCAUUCGUGCCCGUCGGCCUGCCUGAGGCCACUGCUCCAAUUUCCUCCUAUGUGCAACCCCCGACGCCUGGCAACACCUACCUGCCGGCCAACAUUCUGCGUCGUCUGCGAUUCUAA